AUUCACUCUUCUAGUUCCGAUUUGGAACCCAAUGCUUCGAUUAUCUCUUCAUCUGGCUUCCUUAAUGGAGUACCUCAUCGAGGCUCUUUAAAUACCGCCACCACUAACUCUAUGUCUUCAUUAGGCAUAACUGGCACAACAUUAAGCCUAACUUCUUCCAUUCCUGGUUCUAUCUCCUCUUCGCCUUCUUGUCUAUCUCCUCCUUAUUGCACCAACCGAACUUCUCACCUUGGCCCUACACAAUUUAUCCGAGGAGUAGGCAUUCCUUAUGCCACGGUUUCUUCGCAAUCAACCGGCCAACUCGCCUUGAGAGGAGUUCAGAAUGUUCGGCCCCACCCUAGGUCUAGGGGGCGCCAUCUGUUUGCUGUUGAUUCACCCCAUUCUUUGGAUUUGCUACAGACUAAUGCCACUUAUUUGGAUUCCAAUGGCUCUCCUCGUUAUCAAGGUGAGUGGGUAUUCAGUUAUAAUAAUACAAAGACUACUACUACUAACAAUGACUGA
Molecule: messenger RNA, 501 nt
Organism: Protopolystoma xenopodis
Lineage: Eukaryota; Metazoa; Platyhelminthes; Monogenea; Polystomatidea; Polystomatidae
Source: the annotation of a GenBank genome assembly